Molecule: messenger RNA, 503 nt
Organism: Ipomoea triloba (trilobed morning glory)
Lineage: Eukaryota; Viridiplantae; Streptophyta; Magnoliopsida; Solanales; Convolvulaceae
Product: PITH domain-containing protein At3g04780-like
Exons: 5
Coding region: 117-503 (128 amino acids)
Source: RefSeq, a predicted model, not a curated record
CCCCUUUGCCUUAUGCCUUUCUUCCUAACCCAGCUAUUUUCAUCAAUUGCUAUUUCUCUCUCGUUCCUCUUCUCUUUCUCUCUCUCUCUGCGGCUUGCGAAAUUCGCCCAUCAACAAUGUCAGCUGAAUCUGCAUCUGCAAUUCCCAAAGGCCAAGUUGAUUUGCUGGACUUCAUAGACUGGUCUGGAGUUGAAUGCCUUAAUCAGAACAGCAGCCAUUCCCUUUCCAACGCCCUAAAGCAGGGAUACAGAGAAGAUGAGGGUUUGAAUCUGGAGAGUGAUGCUGAUGAGCAGCUUCUGAUUUACAUCCCAUUUAACCAAGUUAUUAAACUUCAUUCCAUUGUUGUCAAAGGUCCUGAGGAGGAAGGUCCUAAAACUGUGAAGCUUUUUGCUAAUAGGGAACACAUGGGGUUCAGUAACGUCAAUGAUUUUCCUCCAAGUGACAUGGCUGAAUUAUCUGUUGACAAUCUUAAGGUAUGUUCAGUUUUCAAAAAUUGUUCUUAG